AUGACAGAGAAUAGACAACAAGUUUCAGACACUAUAGGACAAUUGAUAAUUAAUUCUUUGUUUCCUGAAGGAAAUGAAAGUCAAACAUCACAAGGGCAUAGUAAUACAUUAAAUGAAGCAUUAUUGGCUUAUAUAAAAAUAACAGAAGAUGGUACUGGAAAUACCGUGACUUCACCUUCUGUCAAUGAUCCUUCAACAGGGAAAGGAAUCAAAGGAGAAGUCAAGAUUAGAUAUUUGUUAGCCUCAAUCAAACGUAGUGGGAAACUUAGUGGGAAACUUUUUCUUCAUAAAUCAAAAAUGAAUAGCAAUGAUACUUUUUCCAUUGUCAAUAUCGAUGAUACUAUCGUACCAGAUUAUAAACCAUCAUCUACACCAAGCACUCCAUCUAAACCGCAAACUGCUCCAAGCACACCGUCCAAAACACCAAUCACUCCAAACACACCAUCAAAUGAGUUUGAUAAUUACGUUGCGGCAGCUUCUUUAAAAGAUAGGUUGGCACAUUCAAACAAAUCUAAUUCAAGUUUAAAAAGUAUUGGAGGCAAAAAUAGUAGAUCAAUUACACCUUCGUUAUCCAUGGGUGGUGGUCAAAGUGAUUCAAAUAGUAUAACAAAUCAAACUGAUGAAGAUGAUGAAAUGAAACAAGAAGAAAUUUCUUUAAUAAAUGUUGGAGAGUUACUUAAUGACUUUGAUUGGAAAGGAAGUGGAAAUGCUGAAGCCUUGGAAGAAAGAUUAUUAAAUGAAUUGGCUGCAUUGGAAUCUGCAAAUAUACAUGCAAUGAUAGAAUCAGAUGAUAGAAUUUAUGCAGUUAUUGAACAAAUUGAUUAUGCUAUUUCAGAAUUGGAUAAUAUGGAUCAAUGGCUAACAUUAUAUACAGAUGAAUUGAAUAGUAUGGGUGAUGAUAUUCAUCAUAUUGAAGGUCAAAAUAGAGGCUUACAAGUACAAACAGCUAAUCAAAAGGCUUUACUCUCUGAACUUGACAGACUUCUUCAAUCCAUAACGAUAUCUGAUAAAGUGAUCAAAAUAUUAAAACAUGAAUCGAUGGAUACACCUCAAGGUGUACAAAAUAUCGAACAAGCCGCUACACACUUAAAACGUGUAUUAGAAACUCCAUUUGAUGAUGCAACUAAAGACAUGGCAGCUGUAAAAGAAUUAAUGAAAUCCUAUGAAUAUCAUUGUAAUAAUUUUUGUUCUCGUUUUUAUGAAUAUAUGAGAGCAGAGACUUUGCUAAAUGAUAAAAGUAGAGGACCACGACACAAUAAUCUCACUAUCCAAAGUCAUCAGGCAUUAGAAGAACAUUUAUUAAAAUAUCGUGGAAUUUCCUUAUGGAUGAAACAAAUGGAUCCUAGACGUCAUACUGAAAUUCAAACAUUAUAUGUGCUUUCUAAAGAACCUAUUUACAAAAAAGAAACCAAAGAAUAUUUAACAACAAUGAAGCAAUUAUUAUUCAAAAGAGAAUUAUCUGAAGAAGCAACUUAUGUGUUUAGUGCAGCAUUACUUCAAAAUAAUCGCACCAGUACGAAUUUUGGAAAUUGGUUGUCAAUAGAUAAUUCAAGGGCACCGUGGGAGUUUAAAGAUGGAGGUGGUGGAAAACUUCCACCUGAAGAAUCAUUUGAUCAUUCUUUACAAACAAUAAUUCCUUUGAUUAUUACCGAGAAAAAUUUUAUAGAAGAUUUUUUUCAUCUUGGAACUAAAAAACCACUUCCAAAAAAUCCACUCGAUGGUGACGCCGAUAUCGAAGAUAUUAAACUUUAUAAAAGAUUAUUUGAACAUAUGGAAAGGUUAUAUAACUUUAUGCCAGAUGAAUUAAAUUCAUUUAUCGAAUAUGAAACAUGGACAAGUUAUAUUUUAGAAUUAGUUAAUUAUCAAAAUAAAUGUCGUUUGAUCAAAGGUUGGGAUGAUUUAUUCACUAAAUGUGGUGAACAUUUAAAUUCCUUGACUGCAAUGAAAAUGUCACCUUACUAUAAAACAUUUGAGGAAGAGGCUGCUGGUUGGGAAGAUAAAUUGAAUAGAAUUCAUCUUUUAUUUGAUGUUUGGAUUGAUGUGCAGCGUCAGUGGGUUUAUCUUGAGGGUAUUUUUAGUGGUAGUGCUGACAUUAAACACUUAUUGCCUGUUGAAUCACAAAGAUUCCAAAAUAUAGAUACAGAAUUUUUAACAGUAAUGAAGAAAGUGUACAAGUCACCAUAUGUAGUUGAUGUGUUGAAUAUUUCAAAUGUACAAAAAUCAUUAGAACGGUUAGCUGAUCUUUUGAGCAAAAUUCAAAAGGCUCUUGGAGAAUACCUUGAACGUGAACGUUCCUCAUUCCCUCGAUUUUAUUUUGUUGGUGAUGAAGAUUUACUUGAAAUCAUUGGUAAUAGUAAAGAUGUUCUGAGAAUUCAAAAACAUUUCAAGAAAAUGUUUGCUGGUAUUUCCAACAUUUUAUUAAACGAAGACAAUACUAUAAUUACUGGUAUGGCAUCACGUGAAGGCGAAGAAGUUAUCUUUAAACAUCCAAUCUCACUCAAAGAACAUCCAAAAAUUAAUGAUUGGCUUACAUUGAUUGAAAAAGAAAUGAAAGUCUCACUUGCUGAAUGGCUGACUGAAUCAUUUAAUGAACUUGCCGUUUUUUAUCUUGCCGAUGAUUUAGACACCCCUUUGUUUUUGAACUGGAUAGAAAAAUAUCCUACACAAUUAGUAGUUGUAGCAUCACAAAUUAUUUGGACUCAAUCAGUUGAAAAAGCUUUAUCAACCAUGGAACAAACAGAUCGUAACGAUAUUGCACCAUUAAACAACGCACUUAACUGUUGUCUUCGUGCAUUGGAUCUUUUAGCUGACACUGUGCUUCAAGACCUACCAACCACACAACGUAAAAAAUGCGAACAUCUUGUUACUGAGAUUGUUCAUCAACGUGAUUUGCUUCGUCAACUCAUAAAAAGCAAAACAUCAUCACCAAAAGAUUUUGAAUGGUUGUAUCAAAUGAGAUUCUAUUUUAAUUCUAGUCUGGAAGAUCCUUUGGCUAUUGGAGGAUACAUUGAACGUGAAAGUUCCGCAUUGGCUAGAUUUUAUUUUGUUGGUGAGGAAGAUUUACUUGAAAUCAUUGGUAAUAGUAAAGAUGUUCUGAGAAUUCAAAAACAUUUCAAGAAAAUGUUUGCUGGUAUUUCCAACAUUUUAUUAAACGAAGACAAUACUAUAAUUACUGGUAUGGCAUCACGUGAAGGCGAAGAAGUUAUCUUUAAACAUCCAAUCUCACUCAAAGAACAUCCAAAAAUUAAUGAUUGGCUUACAUUGAUUGAAAAAGAAAUGAAAGUCUCACUUGCUGAAUGGCUGACUGAAUCAUUUAAUGAACUUGCCGUUUUUUAUCUUGCCGAUGAUUUAGACACCCCUUUGUUUUUGAACUGGAUAGAAAAAUAUCCUACACAAUUAGUAGUUGUAGCAUCACAAAUUAUUUGGACUCAAUCAGUUGAAAAAGCUUUAUCAACCAUGGAACAAACAGAUCGUAACGAUAUUGCACCAUUAAACAACGCACUUAACUGUUGUCUUCGUGCAUUGGAUCUUUUAGCUGACACUGUGCUUCAAGACCUACCAACCACACAACGUAAAAAAUGCGAACAUCUUGUUACUGAGAUUGUUCAUCAACGUGAUUUGCUUC
This is a messenger RNA of Entrophospora sp. SA101, 3625 nucleotides long. The record is from the annotation of a GenBank genome assembly. Lineage: Eukaryota; Fungi; Glomeromycota; Glomeromycetes; Entrophosporales; Entrophosporaceae.